This is a messenger RNA of Vicugna pacos (alpaca), 1086 nucleotides long. Lineage: Eukaryota; Metazoa; Chordata; Mammalia; Artiodactyla; Camelidae. The record is from RefSeq and is a predicted model, not a curated record.
AUGAAGCUGACGCGCAAGAUGGUCCUGUCCCGGGCCAAGGCCUCGGAGCUGCACAGCGUGCGGAAGCUCAACUGCUGGGGCAGCCGCCUCACAGAUAUCUCCAUAUGCCGGGAGAUGCCCAGCCUGGAAGUGGUCCCCUCAGGUACUCAACACCCCCCGGCCGUCACUCUUAAGUCACUGGGCUUGAAGAGGAGGAGAAGGCCCAGAUCCCUCCCGCAGGCUGCUAGUCACCCCAGAGUCCCGGCCAGGCCUGCAGCCCCUUGGCCCCGCUCUCCUUCCUGGGGGGCACUCGCCCUGCUUGCCCUGCCUGUCUCCCUUGGUGAGCCCCCCCUGGAGCCUGUGNGCCGCUGCCGGCAGCUGAGCGAGCUGUACCUGCGCGGGAACCGCAUCGCCAGCCUGGCCGAGCUCUCCCACCUGAAGGGCCUGCCGCGCCUGCGCGUGCUCUGGCUGGCGGGGAACCCGUGCUGCGGCGCCUGUCCCCACCGCUACCGCAUGACCGUGCUGCGCACCCUGCCCCAGCUGCAGAAGCUCGACAACCAGGCUGUGACAGAGGAGGAGGUGUCCCGAGCGUUGAUAGAGGGAGAGGAGGUCACAGCCCCCAGCCAGGAGGACACGGGGAACGGCCAGCCCGAGCUGUCAUAUGCACUGAGCACCAUGGACGCCACCACUGAGACGUCACAGGACCUGCUGAGCCUCAGCGAGGAGGAGGCCAGCGUCCAGGGACAGCUCGGCCUGAAGCCCCCUUCGCGGGACCGAUUUCCGUCCUUCUCACAGAGGGAGGCCGCAAGCAGUCUCAAGAACAGGAACAACAUCCUGACGGCCAUCCUGCUGCUGCUGCGGGAACUGGACAGUGAGGGGCUGGAGACCGUCCACCAGACUGUGGUCUGCAGGCUGCAGGCCCUGCACAAGCAGGAGCUGCAGGAGGACAUGGAGUGACUCUGGGCGGCGCCUCGAGCUGCCAGUUCCUCCUCUCGGGACCGUGUGCUGAAGGCCAGCAUCUUCCCGAGCACCUGGGGGUUGGAAGCACAGCCGCGGCCUCGCCCCAGCACACAGGGCUGCGUCCUCAGGCAGCAGAGCUCUCGCUGU